AUCGAGAUUAGCGACGGGUACCAGCAGUGCACCCCGAGUGAAAAUCUCGCCCGCAUGCACCCGGGCCGGUUUCACCAGGAAGCUACCGAAUCGCGCACCUUCGUUGGCACCACCACCACCAGCAGUACUUCUAGUACCACCACGGUGAGUAGCACGGUGACCACGGUGACCAGCCCGGCGGGGGUCGCCGUGUUCCCUCAGCCGGAUUUGGACCAAAUGUUCGACAGCACCGACGAGGGACACCUGAAGUGGCAGGAUUUUACGAAGGGCAACGAUCCCGGCGUGAACGAGUUUUCCCUGGACCGGUGGCAGGCGUACUGGUACGAGCGGAACCCACCGAACGACUACUACGGCCCCACGUUUUACCUGAUGCAGCGCCGGUAUAAAUUGAACGCCCAGAGGACGAUCCACCUAAACGCCGACUGGGACAACACGAUGAACACAUGGCUGAAGGGCACGGGGCAGAAGUUGGAUGCUUCUGUAUCCUGAGUAAAAACGUCCCCACCACAGAGUUGUCAUGCAAGUGCACAAUGACAGGAACGUUUGUCAUGCGUAGCUCCAUGAGAGACAUUUUCCAAUCGUGAUUUGGAAUUUGUAAUGUUGUAAACUGGAUUAGAAAAUGGCUUUCUCAUGCGGCUUCGGCUUCCCUUGCCAGCGAGUACUACACAGCAGAGGAAAACUUGUCAUGCACAGCUCCCAAAAAAAGGAGAUUUGUGUUGCUAGAUUCCCAACUUGACUAUGGGGUGGGGACGUUUUUACUUUGGAUAGUCUAAGAAACCGAAGCUGCUGACCGACGAGGACGACGACUGGGACGAGGUCAUGACCCGGUACUAUGCAUUGCAAAUAUGCCUGGGUCUGGAAGGAUGCAAACUUGUGAUGCGCAUUUUAAACGACACAAAUUACUAUCUAUUAUAUUCAUGCGAAAAAAGAGGUCUACAGAGGGUAGACGAGAGGUGGCCGAGAGGUCAAAAAGAGGUCAAAAGAGGUCAAAAAGAGGUCGACAGAGGUGGAGAGGUGGCGCGGGAGGUCAUUCGGGAGGGUGGCCGAGAGGUGGCGCGGGUAUAGCGAGCCGAGCCGUUCACCCUAAAGCCGCGCCUAUAGGGACCAGAGGGGGCCGAGAGGGUGCCAAGAGGGUAGGCGAGAGGGGGACAGAGGUGCCGAGAGGUUGCGCGAAUAAGGGCGAACCUCUCGCGCACCCUCCUGGCCACCUCUCGGCCACCUCUGUAGACCUCUACCGGCGAGUAUAGCCGGACUAUUAGCAAAACCUCUCGGGAGAGGUAAAAAAGAGGGUCUGCGAGAGGGUACAAACAGCCCGAAUCCGCCCGGUAUUCGGCCGAUCUUCUGGGGAUUUUUGCAUCGCUUGGGCCCGCACCCUCUCGCGCCACCCUCUCGCGCACCCUCUCGCGCCACCCUCUCGCGCCACCCUCUCGCGCACCCUCUCGCGCCACCCUCUCGCGAUACCCUCUUGCGCCAGCAGUUCCGUCGGCCGGGAAGCCAUUGGGCGGGGGCGGGAGAGUGAUCAACACAGGGCAGCGCGGUCCCCCUUGUGCUUCGGCACUUACGCCGAGGCGGCUUCUCUUUGCCCCCAAGCUUCGCUGCAGCUGCUCCCUGCGCAUAGCGCCUAAAGGCGCGGGAAGCGCGCAGGAGACCCUGCGGGUUUGCAUGGCGCAAAACGGCGACAGUAUGUUCCUCGGGGGGGGGGCUGUCGCGCUGCGUCCAAAGCUCCUGGCGCGGCGUCCCGAUCCGCAAAUAGUCCGCCCCGCCACAACAGCCUAGCGCCCCGGCGUCAGCCGGGGCAUGGCUGGUAUCUGUCAUGCAACAUGGACAGCAAAAGUUCCCCACUUCUUAUCACUGAAGGCGGGGAUUUCUCAUGCGGAUUAGGCAUUAGGAAACCUCCUCAAAACCUGUGAUGCUGGGGCGGGCGUGCCAGACCUGCUUGGUCAGGCAAGAAAAGCAUGGCAAACAUCUGCACUCGUCCAGACCCAGACAUAUUUGCAGUUGAUAGGUACGAGUGGGAAACCAUUGCGCACAGAAAAGCCUUCUCCGAUGCCGGUGUGCCUAUUAUACCGAAAGACCACUCGCACAGCAUUCUCACGAAGGAGGCGGUAACGGCGCUGUG
This is a messenger RNA of Amoebophrya sp. A120, 2119 nucleotides long. Lineage: Eukaryota; Dinophyceae; Syndiniales; Amoebophryaceae. The record is from the annotation of a GenBank genome assembly.